GCUGGGUCAUAAUCAGUAGAAUUACCAUCACUGAUUAUUCCUAUGAAAUCCAUAAAGACACCUGUCCUCUUUCACUCGUGAAGGUGCAGUCAUGUCAGCUUCACAGGACAAACUCUGGAGCUUUCAGACUCAGAAAGCAGCACGUGUAUUAUCUUUUAUAUCCAUUUAUUUUGGAUAUUAAGCAUACAGCUUUCUUUUCUGAUGUUAUCUUCAUAUUUCUGAUCAGACUGACAUGCUAUCGAGGAUUUGACGGCGGCUGUCAGUGACCGACUGCUGCUGUACAGACUUGGGGCCCUUUGACCUGCUGCCUGGAAAACAAGGAGGAGCUUUCACUCCUGGAUUUCAGAAUGACUGGGGUUUGUGUGAUGAGGUCUUCAUAGUGGUGGGUGGUGGGCUGGACAAAGCUCCAGCAGAGCGAGUAAAGCCGUCCCAGGGCAGCGGGGGCAGCCUCAGACCGAGCCAGCGGUGGAGCGUAGCGCCGUGCCAUCCGUUUUCAGACACCACUCCAGGAUCUUAAGCUCCUGCUGACAGUUUCCAGCUCUGCGUGAGGAGCUGACAGACUGCUGACCAUGCUUGUGUCCAGAGCAGGUGUUAGCAUGGAUAGGCAGGUGGUUCAACGCGCCAAAGAGGCCUUCGUCAGCGGCAGGGCUCGAGCGCUGGAGUUCCGGCUGCAGCAGCUCCAUGCCCUGCAGAGGAUGCUGACGGAGAAAGAGACAGAGAUCUGCACCGCCCUCAAACAGGACAUCAACAGGAGCCAGUAUGACACCCCGCUGCUGGAGCUAAUCGGCAUUGAGAAUGAGAUCAAGCUGGCCAUCGAGAAGAUUGCAGAGUGGACAGCUCCUCGACCGGUGGAGAAAAACCUUCUCACUAUAUCUGAUGAGGUCUACAUCCAGCCAGAACCCCUGGGGGUGGUGCUCAUCAUCGGAGCCUGGAAUUAUCCAUGGGCCCUCACCCUGCUACCGCUAAUCGGAGCCAUUGCAGCAGGCAACGCAGCUGUGGUGAAGCCAUCAGAGCUCAGCGAGUGUUCGUCCCUCCUGCUCCGAGCGCUGCUGCCACGUUAUCUGGACAAGGACCUGUAUCCGGUUGUGAUGGGUGGAGCCUCAGAGACCCAGGAGCUGCUGCGGCUCAGGUUUGACCACGUGUUUUACACGGGCAGCAGCACCGUGGCCAAGCUGGUGAUGGAAGCUGCAGCACGCCACCUCACCCCAGUGACCCUGGAGCUGGGGGGGAAGAGCCCCUGCUACAUUGACAAGGACUGUGACAUCCGGGUGGCGUGCCGCCGCAUCACAUGGGGAAAGUUUGUAAACUGUGGUCAGACGUGCAUCGCUCCUGACUACAUCCUGUGUGAGCCCUGCAUCCAGAGCCGGGUGAUCGAAUGCAUCAGACGCACGCUGCUGGAAUUUUAUGGAGCUGACCCCAAGUGCUCUGCAGACUACGGCCGAAUCAUCAACCAGCGACACUUCAGCCGAAUCAUGAACCUGAUGGAGGGUUACACCCCAGUGGUGGGGGGUCAGAGCGACCCCUCACAGUGCUACAUCGCUCCCACAGUGCUGAAAGACGUGCCCCCCCAUUCCCGGCUGAUGCAGGAAGAGAUCUUCGGUCCUGUGCUGCCCAUUGUGACUGUAAGUGACAUGGAUGAUGCCAUCAACUUCAUCAAUGAGAGGGAGAAACCCCUGGCUCUCUACAUCUUUUCCCCCAACAAGAAGGAGGUAAAGAGGAUGAUUGAGGAGACCACGAGUGGAGGAGUGACAGUCAACGAUGUCAUGAUGCACUACAGUCUCAGCUCUCUCCCGUUUGGUGGUGUUGGUCAGAGUGGCAUGGGCAGCUACCACGGCAAACACACUUUUGACCGGCUGAGUCACCACAGAGCGUGCCUGCUCCGCUCUCUCAACAUGGAGAGUGUCAACCUGGCCCGCUACCCCCCACAGGACCGGCGGCGGGCACGCAGGGCCAAGAUGGCCCUCAGGUCCCCCCUGAUCGACAUGUCCAAGAGGACGCUGAUCUGGGCUGUGGUGGCCACCAUCAUCGGCAUGGGCCUCUUCAUCACGCUGCUGGUCAUCCUGCUCAUUGCUGCCGGCCUGAACUGCACCUGCUGGUACUGGAGAGGCUUUUACAACUAGAAACCCCAACCAACGUGCACAUGCACGCACGCACACACACCCACACCUACACACACACUUUAAUAAACAUGGACAAAAACAAAAGAUGUGUUUUUUAUUUAAAUGUAUUUUUGGUUCUGUUUUUAAAAAUCAUGUUAUUAUGAAAUGUGUGAGUCUACCAAACAUCCUGCUCCAUGUUUUUACUGGUUCUAGAUCCCUGUGGUUACCUUUCACUCUCUGAGAAGUUUUUGUCCAUUUUGUCUAGAGGUGUUCAGCACAAUUUUAAUUCCAUGAGUUUUCUGAUGCCAUCGAGUCUAGUAAGGAUUUCUUACAUUUGUUAGAGAUUUUUCAAUGAUCUUCAGAUACGUUUUUUGUAAUUAAAUGCAGACGAUUAGUUUCUUUUGUUUUCUGACAUUUCAACUUAUGCCCAACAGAUGGCAGCAGAGAGCUGAGUAAAAUUUGACAGAAUCAGAAUAAAAGAAGUUUUCCUCUGAA
This is a messenger RNA of Oryzias melastigma (Indian medaka), 2594 nucleotides long. Its product is annotated as aldehyde dehydrogenase, dimeric NADP-preferring. The record is from RefSeq and is a predicted model, not a curated record. Gene Ontology annotation, molecular function: aldehyde dehydrogenase (NAD+) activity. Gene Ontology annotation, cellular component: cytoplasm. The transcript is spliced from 10 exons. Lineage: Eukaryota; Metazoa; Chordata; Actinopteri; Beloniformes; Adrianichthyidae. Bases 570 to 2120 code for a protein of 516 amino acids. Gene Ontology annotation, biological process: aldehyde metabolic process.